Molecule: messenger RNA, 509 nt
Organism: Schistosoma guineensis
Lineage: Eukaryota; Metazoa; Platyhelminthes; Trematoda; Strigeidida; Schistosomatidae
Source: the annotation of a GenBank genome assembly
GAAAAAUGUUUGAAAGGAAUCACAAUCUGAUUACAGGUCAGAUGUCAUUGUAGCAGAUUUAGGGUGCUCUCAUACCUCAUAUAUGUUAUAUAUAAUCGCCCCUCAAUCCAAUGAUAAAUCAACUAAUAUAACAAGUGUUAGCGAAGCAGUCACGAAGCCAAAAUAUCCAGAAGUGACAAAAGGAACAUUCAACCUCUGCAUAUACCCACACGCCCCAUUAUGCAAAUAUAAUGAAGGUGCUAGUAGUGAUAAAACUGUUGAGAUCAAUAAAGCCACAUUAUUUGUAACGUCACUAUAUCAAGAUCCAACAAUGUUUCGUGGAGGAGAGGAAAUCGUAUGUGCAUUGAACAAAACAGCAGAGCACAGAAGGCUAAAUAGAUUUUCUACGAAUGAAACUAAAAACAAACCAACUGGAAGCUUGAAAUCGACCACGUGACCGUCCGAGAUCCCAGAGAAAAUUUUAUCCUUACGUAUUCCAUUAGAGAAGAAGAGGAGGUGAUACGAUGGGU